Molecule: messenger RNA, 1834 nt
Organism: Cynocephalus volans (Philippine flying lemur)
Lineage: Eukaryota; Metazoa; Chordata; Mammalia; Dermoptera; Cynocephalidae
Gene: ARF1
Product: ADP ribosylation factor 1
Exons: 5
Coding region: 132-677 (181 amino acids)
Biological process (GO): intracellular protein transport; vesicle-mediated transport
Cellular component (GO): plasma membrane; cytoplasm
Molecular function (GO): GTPase activity; GTP binding
Source: RefSeq, a predicted model, not a curated record
GCCCCGCGGCCGCAGGCGCUGACGUGGCCGCCGUCAGAGCCGCCAUCUUGUGGGAGCGAAACCAACGCCUGGCUCGGACUAGUAGCCGCCGAGGUUUCUCUGGCUAGUGUCACUUCCACCCAUCCACGAGAAUGGGGAAUAUCUUUGCGAACCUCUUCAAAGGCCUUUUCGGCAAAAAAGAAAUGCGCAUCCUCAUGGUGGGUCUGGAUGCUGCAGGGAAGACGACGAUUCUGUACAAACUGAAGCUCGGUGAAAUUGUGACUACCAUUCCUACCAUAGGUUUCAACGUGGAGACCGUAGAGUACAAGAACAUCAGUUUCACUGUCUGGGAUGUGGGCGGCCAGGACAAGAUCCGGCCACUGUGGCGCCACUACUUCCAGAAUACACAAGGUUUGAUCUUCGUGGUGGACAGCAAUGACCGGGAGCGUGUGAAUGAGGCCCGCGAGGAGCUCAUGAGGAUGCUGGCCGAGGACGAGCUCCGGGACGCAGUGCUUCUUGUGUUUGCCAACAAGCAGGACCUUCCCAAUGCCAUGAACGCAGCCGAAAUCACAGACAAGCUGGGGCUGCACUCUCUGCGCCACAGGAACUGGUACAUUCAGGCCACCUGUGCCACCAGUGGGGACGGGCUCUAUGAAGGACUGGACUGGCUGUCCAAUCAGCUCCGGAACCAGAAGUGAACGUGAACACUCCCCUCCCCCUCUUCCUUCUCUCCGCCCUCUGCUUUACUAUCAUGUGGCAAAUGUGCGACUCUGUGGUAUUGAGUGCCAGAAGCUGUCUCCAUGGUUUUGGUCACAGUGUGCAUCGCACCAUGCUGUAAAUGUGGCAGACGCAGCCUGCAGCCAGGUUUUUUAUUUAAUGUAAAUAGUUUUUGUUUCCAAUGAGGCAGCUUCUGGUACUCCUAUGCAAUAUUACUCAGCUUUUUUUAUUGUAAAAAGAAAAAUCAACUUACUGUUCAGUACUGAGAAGGGAUGUAGGCACAUGGGCACCUGGCCCCCAGGUGCUGUUGUGUUAGAUGAGCUGGAUGCUCCUCCUGGCUUAUAUCUGUGUUGAGAUCCAUUUUGGUGGUUGGUUUUUAACCCAAACUCAGUGCAUUUUUUACAAUAGUUAAAAAUACAAGAUAAGGAGAACACUUGAACACACAGAAGGGAGACUAUGCCUAGUGUAGGUUUUGCAGUAAUGGUCUGAAUACUAGUCCAUCGGCUCGACUGUUCCCCUUUGGGAACGUGAGGCAAUGACAAAACCAACGGAAUCCAUCCUGCAUGGUCACAGUAGAGGCCCCGUGACUUGCUCGUCUUUGGGUCACCCUGCAUUCCAUAACCUUGUGCUUGUAUCUGUGCUCACACGGUCACUAAGGGGAUGGACUGGGAGGCCACAGGGGGCCAGCCUUCCCCUGGGUCAGCGUGUGGCCGCAGCUGAGCCCCUGCCAUUCCCAGCGCUCACACGCUCAGACACAUUGGCGGACUGUCUGGCAUCUCACCAGCAGGAGUGUGUGCGCGCUGGGAGAGUCGAUCCAUUCUAGUGUCGCCGCCCUCGGGAUCACCCCCAUCUCCGUGUGUGAAGUAGCUUUCUCUCCCUCAGCCUGCAAGGGUCCGAUUUGCCAUCGAAACGACGACCUCUACUUUUUUCUUUUGUAUUUUGAUAAACACUGAAGAAGCUGGAGCUGUUAAAUUUAUCUUGGGGAAAACCUCAAAACUGGUUUAUUUGGUGUUGUGGAACCUCUUACUGCUUUCAAUACACGAUUAGUAAUCAACUGUUUUGUAUACUUGUUUUCAGUUUUCAUUUCGACAAACAAGCACUGUAAUUAUGGCUAUUAGAAUAAAAUCUCUUCAGUAUU